Messenger RNA from Ananas comosus (pineapple), 4866 nucleotides. RefSeq lists its product as uncharacterized. Bases 390 to 4508 code for a protein of 1372 amino acids. The transcript is spliced from 11 exons. NCBI's taxonomy places the organism in Eukaryota, Viridiplantae, Streptophyta, Magnoliopsida, Poales, Bromeliaceae. The record is from RefSeq and is a predicted model, not a curated record.
CUCUCUCCGCUCCCCUCUCUCUCUCUCUCCGCUCCCCUCUCUCUCUCUCUCUUCGAAAGAAGCGACAUAGAGAGAGAGAGGGAGAUAGAGAGAUCUAAUACCGAGCUAGGAAGGGAUUCGAUUCCCCAGUGGCGGAAGCGAGCGCUCUCGGCGCGAUCGGGGACGAACGGAUUCGCAUUUGCGCGAUACAGGGCGUCGAUUUCGCGAAUCGGGGUGGUUGGAGCGCUCGAUCGGGAGCUCAGGCGCUUCCGGAUGAGUUGCGAUCGGUAGAAGUGCUUCGGCGGGGCUCGGUUCCCUCGGCAUUGUGCGGAUUCCCGGUAAAUCGGGGAUCUCGCUGCCAAUCUCGUCGGAUCCUGCUGGGGAAAGAGGAGCGUCUUCGCACUGAGGAAAUGGACUCCGACGCGCCUCUUGACUACGCGCUGUUUCAGCUCUCACCGAGGCGCUCGCGGUGCGAGCUUUUUGUAUCGGGGAAUGGGAGGACGGAGAAGAUCGCUUCAGGGUUCUUGAAGCCGUUCGUGACCCAUUUGAAGGUUGCUGAAGAACAAGCGGCACACGCAUCGCAGUCGAUAAAGCUACAGGUUGAGAAGCUCGGGAAAGGAAGCGCAUGGUUCAACAAAGGAACGCUCGAGAGGUUUGUUCGAUUUGUGAGUACGCCAGAGGUACUGGACUUGGUGAAUACAUUUGAUGCGGAGACAUCCCAGUUGGAAGGGGCAAGGAAGAUUUAUUCACAGGGAGCAGGAGAUCCUCCUCCUGCUGGAACUGGUGAAAGCGAAACAACUGCUGCAGCUGCUGACAUGACAAAGAAGGAGCUUCUCAGGGCUAUUGAUGUGCGGCUUGUUGCUGUUAAACAAGACCUAGCCACUGCUUGUGCUCGAGCGACCUCUGCUGGCUUCACCCUUGACAAUGUCUCUGAGCUGCUUCUCUUUGCAGAUCAUUUUGGUGCACCUCGUUUAAAUGAAGCAUGCGCCAAGUUCAUCUCACUCUGCCAACGGAGGCCCGAACUUAUAAGCUAUAAGAACUUGCCACCAGCUGCUUCAUCGCAAUGGAAGAGCUUUGAUGAUGCGAAUGUCCGUGCCUCCUCUGGUUCAGACAUGUCUAUAGAUGAGCCUGAAUCAGAGCCAAGUGGAUCAACCAAGCCGCUCUCUGGAACUAGUGAUGGGCUUCGGCCCAAUAAGUUCAGCAAUACCCAACAGCAAGGCGAAAGUCAAGCAGACCCCGCAACAAGCCAGCAGCCCAAGCCUGUUGUUCGACGCUUCACGGAGAAACAAGCAGAUAAAGAGCCCAUUCAUUCUUCUGCACCAGAAGCCCAGCCAUCACAACAAGCUGGUGGAGGAGCGGCUUCGAGGCGACUUAGUGUGCAGGAUAGGAUUAAUCUCUUUGAGAGUAAGCAGAAAGAACAGUCUUCUACUUCUAGUAACAGCAUUACUGGUGGUGCUGGUAAGGUGGUUACAGGGAAGGGGGAGCACAGGAGGGUACCUUCUAACACCUCAAUGGAAAAGUCGGUGUUAAGGAGAUGGAGCGGUGCCAGUGACAUGAGCAUCGAUCUUAGUGUUAGUAGUAACAGCUUCUUUAGUGACAAGAAGGACGGUGGGAGUUGUGUAGAGACUCCUACUUCUGUUAAUACACAGGCCCAUUCCAGUAGCAAAGCUGAAGAAGAGGAGGUUAGUAGGUUGAGGGAUAGUGCAACAUCCAGGUCAUUGUUGGGUCAGAAGGACAACACAGCAGCAGGCUCUUUCUCGUCAUCCAUCCCUGCCAGCGCCACCACUGCUGCCGCCGCCUCCACUACUGCCACCACAAUCACCAUCUCCUCUUCUGCUGGUGCACUGUUGUCUUCAUCUAAAACUAGAGAUUAUACCGAGGAUAAAGAAGCUGCAAUUUCUAGCACCCAAAUUGGAUCAACCCUGAAAAAGGAGCAGGGAGUUAAUUUGGUAAAUAAUUUUACAGAAAAGUUGGAGCAGCACGGACUGAGCAGGCAAUCUGCUUCUCAGACCCGCUUAAGAACACCUCCAGAUUCAAAUGAGGAGGCUUUACAGAAAGAUCGUGGAGCUGUUCCACCUCAAUUUAAACCUGCUUCAGAGGUGAAUUCCACAGUGAGAGAUCAAGAAGAUUUUCCUCUAACAUCCCAUAGCAAAGCAGCAAUAGUUCAGCAGAGACUCAGAGACCAAGAAGAUUCCCGCAGACAGCCUUGGGAGAUUUCUUCUGCAGUAGAUGUUGUUAGAGUGAAGAAACAACAGUCAGGAAAAGCUGAGAACGAAUUGUCUGCUGUUGGAUCAUGGAAAAGUUUGCCUGGAAAAGUAGACGAAGUUAAAGCAAAGGGGUCAACCUCUUAUGCUGCACCAUCUCGAUCUCUUCCUGUAAAAACAAAAGGAGAUGAAACUCUUGCUAAUGAAACAAGUACCGCACCAGUAUUCCCGGUGAAGAAGCCUAACGAAAGCGCACAGAUGUUCGAUCCACUUACCAAAAAUUCUGUAGACCAGGAUCAGGUGAUGAGGCCGUCGAAGGGGAACCAAGAGCUAAAUGAUGAGUUGCAAAUGAAGGCCAAUGAGUUGGAAAAACUGUUUGCUGCACACAAGCUCAGGGUUCAGAAUGAUCAGAUGACUUCCUCAAGAAGAAGCAAACCUUCAGAUGUGCAGGUGGAUAAUGUGCCAAAAACUGUGGGUAUGAAACCAGCAAGGAGUCUUGUCAAAGAAGGUUCUAGCGAUGGUCCUGAAUUUGAUUAUAAUUUGCUUUUAAAGAUGGUACACAAUCAGGACUACAGCAAUAGCGUAAAGCAGAAGCUCGGCACUCUUAGCUUAUCAGAGGAAAUUCGGGGAAACUUUUAUGAGAAAUAUAUGCAAAGAAGGGAUGCAAAGCUGAAGGAAGAGUGGGUAUUGAAAAGAGCACAAAAGGAAGAAAAGAUGAAGGCAAUGCAUGAGAGCCUAGAAAGAAGUCUGGCUGAGAUGAGGGCCAAGUUCCCAGAAUCUGAAGAUGAUCGUGAUUCGGCAUCUGCUCAUCGCCCUGCACGAAAGACGAGAUAUUUUAGUGUUUGUUCCACUUCUGUAAAUAAAGGCCAGGCAACCGAAUCUCUAAUGGGAGAGCAGGAACUUUUUGACCCGGUUCGUCACGACCAAGAGAAGUCCUACACUGAUUACCUAUCUGGUGAUAGUUCUUCCAGAAGCACCAAUUCCAAGAAGCAGUUUUCUGCUAAAGUGGCUUCUUCCUCCACUCUGCAGACAUCAGUUGCAUCAAUUCCCAGGCCCUCUGUGAAGGCUGCAAAUUCUGCUUCUGUAAAACGCAGGAACGUUUCUGAAAAUACUCUUGCACAAUCAGUUCCCAACUUCUCAGACUUUAGGAAGGAAAAUACUAAGCCAUCAAUUGGAGUCAACAGAAUAACUACCCGCACACAGUUGAGAAAUUUCUCUCGUAGCAAGAGUAUUGUUGAGGAAACAAACAGCGUUUUAAAGGAAGAGAAAUCACAACGGUCACAGUCCAUGAGACAAAGCACAGCUGUUUCUAGUGAAUUAAAAGAUCUUUUACCCCUGAAUGAUGAUAAGGGAGCAUUAGUUAAUAAGGUCCAAAAGAGUGGCUCAAAGUCAUUUCUGAAGAAAGGCAAUGGAAUUAAUCCUGGUGCUGCUGGUUAUACAGCCUCGAUGGUUUCUGAUGCAUCCCAAAACGGAGAGGAUUGGGAAGAAGUUGGGUGUCUGCAAGAGGAUACACCCGACAUUAUCAAGGAUGAAGAGCUUGAAAGAACAUCUAGUGAAGAAAACCCUAGGGAUUUUCAAGCAGACUCAGAUAGUGAAAAAGCAAGAUUGAGUCAAGAAUAUGGGAAUACCGAUGAUCUUGGUUCAGAAAAUGAUGAUACUUUUGCAAUGAAUGUGUCUUCUGCUGCUGCCACCGCAGCUUCCAAGUUUGGUACAUUUGCAGGAAAUGUACAGGAUUCACCGACCGAAAGUCCUAGAUCAUGGAAUCCCCAUAAUUUUUCUUAUACACAUGAGACAUCGGACUUUGAUGCUUCAAUCGAUUCAGCUACGGGAAGUCCGAUUUCAUGGAACUCUCACCCACUGAAUCAGAUGAUGGAGGCUGAUGCUGCUCGAACGAGGAAAAAGUGGGGGAGCGCUCAGAUGCCAACUAUGCUUAGUACUAAUCCAUCUCAACAACCAAGAAAAGAUGUGACGAAAGGGUUCAAGAGAUUAUUGAAGUUUGGGAGGAAGAGCCGGGGUGCUGAUAUUUUAGUGAAUGAUUGGGUGUCAGCCUCAACUGCUUCUGAAGGGGAUGAUGAUGUGGACGAUGGCCGUGAUGAGCCGAGAAAAUCAAGAAUGGGCUACCCGCCUCUUUCUUCUUAUGAUGGUUUCAACGAGUGCGAGAUCUUCAGUGAACAAGCUCAAUCCUUGCGCAGUUCCAUUCCCAAUCCUCCUGCCAACUUCAAGUUAAGGGAGGAUCAUCUCACCGGAAGUUCUCUUAAAGCUCCUCGCUCUUUCUUCUCGCUUUCAUCCUUCCGAACCAAAGGGAGCGAAUCCAAGCUCAGGUGACCUCAUGGGAACUGGAGUGUGAGUAUAUAAAAUAUGGCUUGAGCUGUAUAACACUCAAAUUUUCCGACUAGAUGUUGCACGGCAUCUGUAGUUUGUGAUUAUAUAUAUAUAUAAUCUUCUUUAGGUGAUUCAUACGUCGGUCAUGUCCUCCGCACCUUGUUGUGAUUUAUUAGUUUUUUUGCCGAGUUUGGACAUAUAGAUUUCCUAGGUUACAAUGCCAAUUGGCGCAGAGACACUUCUCUUUUUGCAGUCUGUUUUUCUCCACAUUUGUAGUGUGUAAUCCGUGUAAAUCGCAAUUUAUGCAUACGCUACGCUCCUCCCUGGAUUUGUGAAAAUUAAAGAGGCUCCUUUUCAUCUC